GCGCGCAGGCGCGCCGCCCCCUUUCCCCCGCUGCCGGUAAGGUGCUCGGUUCUUCCGAGGGAGCUAAGGCCGCGUUGGGGUGAGGCCCUCACUUCAUCCGGCGACUAGCACCGCUCCCGGCAGCGCUCGCCCAGCACUCGCCCUCGCCAUGGCCUCCGUCUCGGAGCUCGCCUGCAUCUACUCGGCCCUGAUCCUGCACGACGAUGAGGUGACGGUGACGGAGGAUAAGAUCAACGCCCUCAUUAAAGCAGCCGGUGUGAACGUUGAGCCUUUCUGGCCAGGCUUGUUUGCAAAGGCUCUGGCCAAUGUCAACAUCGGGAGUCUCAUCUGCAAUGUAGGGGCUGGUGGACCUGCCCCU
Myotis lucifugus (little brown bat) is the source of this 358-nucleotide messenger RNA. RefSeq names its product 60S acidic ribosomal protein P1-like. Gene Ontology annotation, cellular component: cytosolic large ribosomal subunit. Lineage: Eukaryota; Metazoa; Chordata; Mammalia; Chiroptera; Vespertilionidae. Gene Ontology annotation, molecular function: structural constituent of ribosome; protein kinase activator activity; ribonucleoprotein complex binding. The record is from RefSeq and is a predicted model, not a curated record. The annotation marks the transcript as partial. The transcript is spliced from 3 exons. Gene Ontology annotation, biological process: cytoplasmic translation.